Belonocnema kinseyi is the source of this 2654-nucleotide messenger RNA. Its product is annotated as zinc finger protein 708-like. Gene Ontology annotation, biological process: DNA integration. The transcript is spliced from 3 exons. Gene Ontology annotation, molecular function: nucleic acid binding. NCBI's taxonomy places the organism in Eukaryota, Metazoa, Arthropoda, Insecta, Hymenoptera, Cynipidae. Bases 219 to 2561 code for a protein of 780 amino acids. The record is from RefSeq and is a predicted model, not a curated record.
ACUCAGCUCUUUCUGUUAGUGAUUUUUUGUUUGCAGAAAAACGAUAAAAACAACCAGGAAUGUCCACCUGUAACAGCGAAAUAAAAUUGCUCAAAAAACAGAAAAUAAUCAGCCUCGUUAUGUGCAUAUUUUAUGAAAAUCAACAGUAUUUGUGAAGAAAAUUUGCAAUCGUAGCAGAGAUUUUCAAUAGUUUGGAGAAAAAAGAUCGUUUUCGCACGAUGAAUGCUGAAUUGUUAAAUCCAAGAAUUUCACUUUCUUAUUCACUGAAUGACAUGCCAAAAGUCAAUUCGCAAUUUAGAGGAGAAAGUUACGAUGAAACUGAAAAUACGAAAAAGAAGCUUCUCUCACAAAUCGAACCGGAAGCCGAUACACUGAGAAUAAUUGAUCCUCUUUCAAAAAACCAUUUAGAAAAUGGAAAAAGAGGACAAAUCGAUGUGAUAGACAUGUCAGCUGACAAUACAUCACCUUAUAAAUAUUUAUUUGUUUAUGAAGACAGAUUGUCAAGAUACAUUGUACUUAAAGCGAUGAAAAGUAAUGAUCCCAAAAAAAUAGCAAUGCAUCUUCUAGAUGUGAUAACAAUCAUCGGCCUUCCUCAUAUUUUACAAUCCGGAAAUGGUCGAAAUUUCAGCGACCAAGUGGUCCAAGAAUUGCGUUCUUUGUGGAACGGAUUCGACAUAAUUAGUGGAGACCUUCUCCAAUUUGCCUCGAGUGAAAGAAAUUUCAAAAAUAUUAUUAAAUCCUGGCUGGCAAAACACAAAAGCAAAACGUGGCUUGAAAGUAUCAAAUUUAUUCAAGUUUUACAAAACGCAACCUUUCUUUCCCAGGACGGCAAAUUGCCGCACGAAUCGCUUUUUAAAAGAAAUGUCUAUGAAGAAUUUCUUCAAUCUAAUCAUAAAAGAGAUGAUUUUAUAGUCGAAGAAUUUAAAUUCGAGAAUAAUGAUCGUGACAAUUCCUCUAUUUCUGAUGGCGAUAAUCAUGAGGAUGAAAUUAGUGAAACUCCCGCAGAUGAUUGGAUUUCAGAAGACGAAAAAUCGAGAGAAAAACAGCCCCACAAGUGUAAAAUCUGCCCGAAAAAGUACACGAAACUCGGACACUUGACGAAUCACCUCAAAUUGCACAAGUCAAGCAAAGAGUGCACAAAAUGUGGGAAAAAAUUCCGAUCUCAGUCUCUUUACGAGAAUCACGUGAGCAAAAUGCAUCAAGAGUUAUCCGAAACUAUCAGCAGUGCAAGUAAUAAUUCACCAGAGAAAGAAAUCGAAGAGAUUUCAUCAGAAAAGGUAUCAAAGUCAGGAAAAAGGCCGAGAAGGCGACCAAAAUUGAACGGAAGUUUAUUAAAAUGUAGCUACUGCUCGCAAGAAUUUGAAUUCCCCAGUGUUUUAAAAAGACAUGUCCGCUCGCACACGAACGAGCGGCCCUACGUCUGCAAAGUCUGCAAUAAAAGCUUCAAACAACUCGGACAUCUCAGCCAGCAUUCGAUAACUCACACAGAUUACAGAUCUCUGCAGUGCGGCGAAUGUAGCAUCAAAUUUGAUUCGCUCGACGCCCUCAAAAUUCAUUCCCAGAGCCACUCGAGCGAAACGAGUGAAAAAUCCAAUCCCACUCUCUCAAUGACCCGGCUUUUCGAGUGCGACCACUGCAAGAAAGUGUUUACGACCAAGAGCGUCCUCGAGCGUCACAUCUUCACCCACACGCACGAGCGCCACUUUGAGUGCGAAGUUUGCGGCAAGCGCUUCAAACAGUCCGGUCACGUCAAGUCGCACAUGCUCGUGCACACCGGAGAGCGCAAAUUCCCCUGCACCAUUUGCCCGAAGCGCUUCAGUUUGGCGAAUUCGCUGAAGAAGCACAUGUACAUUCACAAUGGUGACAAGCCCUAUCAGUGCGACAUUUGUGGCGCGAGAUUUCUCGAGAAGCGAAAUCUUAAUGGACAUCUGAUGACGCACACGAAUGAACGACCCUUUGGCUGCAAAGUCUGCGGCAAGAGGUACACUCUCGCGGACACUUUGCGCCGUCAUGUGAGCGCCGCGCACGAGGACGGACGGACAUAUCAGUGUGAGAUAUGCGCGAAGAUGUUCAAGCAACUGGCGCAUCUCUCGGUGCACAAAAAAGUGCACAAUGACGAGCGACCGUUUCAGUGUCAUCUCUGCGAGAAGAACUUCAAGCACAAGAACGUGCUCAAGUCGCAUCUGGCGAUUCAUGCGAAUGUGCGGCCAUUCGAGUGCGACGAGUGCAAGGCGACGUUUGUGCGCAAGACGAAUUUGCAGACGCACAUCGCUUCUGCGCAUAUGAAUGAGAGGCCUUAUGCGUGCACCAUUUGCGGCAAGAGGUUUAAACAAGUGAGUCAUCUGAAUGGACAUAUUAUUGUGCACAGCAAUUCGAUGCCGUAUCAGUGCGACUUUUGCGAUCGGAGGUGCAACAGGCUGGAUAAUUUGAAGAAACACAUGCGACUGCAUACGAAUGUGGAGAUUGUGAGGAGAGAGGGGCCGAGGACGGGAGGUGUUUCGAUGAGUCGGAAUAGGGAGGUUGAUAAGGCGGGGUUUGAUCAUUAUUGCAAAAGGAUUUGAGGAUGUGUUUCUAGAAAAUUUUUGGAAUUUUUCCGCUAUUUUUAAUGAUUUAUGGAAUUGAUGAAUAAUCUGGGUAGUCGCGAGUGUGAUUAG